CGAUGCAUAAAACUGGCCUCCACUCUGCUGAGAGCCUUCAAUGCGCAACAAUCGGCAAUGCCUGCCCAAGAGACUAGAAACAUGACCGGAGGACGCCAUCCGCUUAACGUCAAGUUUAUUCCAAUUCCUGAAACGCUUCCAGAGGAUGGCCAAUUCCGUCAGGAUUUCCCGUCGUACACUGAUGGACUGGUCGAAGCCUCUCCAGGUGGAUACAUCACUACCACUCAAGUGUUUGCCGAGAACGCAGAAAACAUUUACAACCUGAAACCGCGGCCAGACGAUGUGUUUGUUCUUACUUUUCCAAAAUCAGGGACGACGUGGACGCAAGACCUGGUAUGGCUGCUGAUGAACAAUUGCGAUUUUGAGCGAUCGAAAAUCCCAUUAGUGAUCCGUUCACCAUUUCUAGAGAUGAAUUAUUACGUGCCGAAAGCCUUGCAAGAGAAAUACGAACGUGACGCUAUCGUUAGCAAAAUGAGGCUGCCGGCGUUUCUUGUCGAUCUGAUGUACCGCUUUAACAUCAUGGAUGUGGUGCGGCCAGCAGUUAUGAAAAUUAUGAACCUCGUAGUUGGAGAGGCCGUACGCGAUUUGAACCAGCUCGAGCGCAUGAAGUCACCGAGGGUCUUCAAAACUCAUUUGCCUCUUUACUUGCUUCACCCAGAAUUGCUAGAAACCAGCAAGGUCGUUUACGUUGCCCGUAACCCGAAAGAUGUCAUCGUAUCCUACUUCCACUUUCACAAACUGAUGAAUCAACACAAAUUUACAGGCGAUCUCGAAUCCUUCGCCGACUAUUUCAUGAAAGAUAGACUGUACUCUUCUCCGUAUUUUCCGCAUUUGCUUGAUGCUUGGACGAAAAGACAUCAUCCCAAUCUCCUGUUCGUCUUCUACGAAGAUCUCAAACGAGAUUUGAGAGGUGAAAUCCUGAAAAUUGGACGUUUCCUCGGGAAAUACCCGAACGAACAUCAGCUCAAUCGGAUGGUGGAACAUUUGCGCAUCGACAAAUUCGCCAACAACAAGUCUGUCAAUUUUGAACACUACAGGUGGUUAAAUUUCAUGAGUCCCGACGGUCGAUUCAUUCGUAAAGGUAAAACCGGUGAUUGGAAGAACCAUUUUUCCCCAGAGCUUAAUGCCCGAAUCGACGAUUGGAUGAAGUCCAAUCUCAAAGACACCGAUUUGAGUUUCAUCACAGAACUUGAGCAACAAGAUUAAUCGUCAUCACAUCUACCACAUACAAACAAAUUACAUAAGAACACAUCACUAUAUUAACAUUUAUUCAAGAGUAUUCCACACAACUUACAUUGCAUACGCAAUGUCAUUUAUCGCUAAAUAAAUGGAUCUCCUAUAUCGAA
Messenger RNA from Daphnia magna, 1346 nucleotides. RefSeq names its product sulfotransferase family cytosolic 1B member 1. Lineage: Eukaryota; Metazoa; Arthropoda; Branchiopoda; Diplostraca; Daphniidae. Gene Ontology annotation, cellular component: cytoplasm. The transcript is spliced from 8 exons. Gene Ontology annotation, biological process: sulfation. The record is from RefSeq and is a predicted model, not a curated record. Bases 58 to 1206 code for a protein of 382 amino acids. Gene Ontology annotation, molecular function: sulfotransferase activity.